This is a messenger RNA of Auanema sp. JU1783, 4194 nucleotides long. NCBI's taxonomy places the organism in Eukaryota, Metazoa, Nematoda, Chromadorea, Rhabditida, Rhabditidae. The record is from the annotation of a GenBank genome assembly.
AUGACUAGACAUGAUGAUAAGUUCAUCGAUUUCCAUUUACCCAGCUCUUCUAACACUAUCCUAAAUGAUCUUGCUCAUCCCGGAGUACCUAUGGGAGGGCCCACCGGCCAGGAGCGUGAGCGAAUGGUUCAAAUCUUUAUAAGAUAUUUGGUUUUGGCUUUGGAGCAUAUGCACGAUCUACGAAUUGCUCACCUGGAUUUACGUCCAGAAACUAUUCUGCUGCAGGAUGAUCGUUUGAAGUUGGCUGAUUUCGGUCAAUCCAGACGCUUAUUACGUGGAUUGAUUACUGGUCAAAUACAAGGAACUCCAGAAUUUGUGUCACCGGAAAUAGUUCGAGGAUAUCCACUAACAUUGGCAACAGAUUUAUGGAGUGUAGGAACUAUUACUUACGUUCUAUUAACGGGUCAAUCACCAUUCCAUGGAGAUAAUGAUGAAGAAACAUUAGCUAAUGUAGACAAAGUCAGAUACUCUCUUGAUGGACCAGAAUGGAGUUCAUUCUCUUCAGAAGCUCGCGAUUUCAUUUCGAAGCUUUUAUGCGAAAUUCCAGCUGAUCGUUUAACUUGUAAAGAAGCGUUACAACAUGAGUGGUUGUCAUCUAAAGAUGUUUUGACUGCUCCACUUCCAGCAGAUGGUUUACGUGAAUUCAAUUACACACACAAGUGGCUUGAGAGAAGAGUUUUUGUUCAACAAACACCUUCUGAACAACUGCUUGAUGCCAUUUUAGCACCUUCGAUUGCUUUGGCUCAACAAGCUGACUCAAAGAAGCCUCCUCGUGAAACCGAUCGACCAGUUGAACUCUAUGAUUAUUUACGAAUUAAGCCACGACCUCCUCCAGAGAUAGUAGAUAUUCCAAAGCGUCGAAUUGAAAGAACACCAUAUCUCGACCAAUACGGAAAUCCAAUUGAUGAACAUUAUUUGAAUCAACCUCCUCCAUACGCAUUCAACGAUCCCAACUACAUUGAGCCAUUCAAUCCUCAAGCUCCAUCUCAUCCUUCUGAUUCACGAAGGAAUACAGCUGGAGUUCCUCAACCACCUAAUAUUCCCAUUGGCCAUCCUCAACAACGCGAACAACGUCGAAUUCCAUUAGAUCAAUACGGAAGAUUGAUCAGAGCCGAAGAUCUUGCUCGAAUUCCUCACGAUCAAUACGGCAGACCAAUCGAUAUUGACGAGAAGCAAUUUUUGAGUCCAGAAAAACUUCCUCGUUUGGACGAAUCAAAACUACGUCAGAUUCUCCCACCUGGACAUCCCGGCAAAUCUGGAUUCAAAGGUCCUCAUCAAGAUUAUCCAGACGAUUCUCAAAUGACGGAAAAACGCAAACUUGAACCUCAAACAAAGGGUGAAACUCCUUCAAAAUCUCGUCGCGAUCAGCCCAAACAACAGAGAGAUUCAGAUGACAGCGAAGAUGAUAAUGUUCAGGUUCCUGUUCGAAUGGUUCGCGGAGAACGUCGCGAUAUUGAAGAAGAAAUUGCUAACAGAAUUCUCUCUGAUAUAUCUGAAGAAGGUUCUGUUGCUGGAAGCUUAGGUUCAUUAGAUGACUUUGAGCAAGUCAAUACCAUUCGUCAGAAGUAUACGAAGAAGUCACGCUCUCGUUCAUCUACUCCAAAGGCUGAAUCAGAUGCUUCAACGCCAACAUUGUCACCUGUUAAUACAAUUAAAGAAUCAAACUUCUUCCCAGACACCACCCUAGAUGAGCUGCCACUUCAUGAGAAAGAACUUUUGGAACAAGCUGAUAAUGAUCCGAAUAUACCAAUUGGAGCUCCAUUGUUCUUGGAAGGACUUCACAACAACACCUUGAUCAUUGAUACAGCUCCAACACCUUCUCCAAACUUGUUGACUCCCAAGAGUCCACGCAGAUCAGUACCAGGAACUAAGAGCCCCGUUCUGCUCUCACCUGGAAAAGAACACUCUAUGGAAGUACUGAUUGCAACUAAACGAGGAAAACCAUCCUUCUUACCACCUGGUGAGCAAGCAGCGGAAAUUGAUGAUGAAGAUGCUCAUAUGGAUGAUAGAAAGAAAAAGAUUAAGCCUACAGAUCACAAGGACGACUUUGAAGACUUGAAGGAUGAUCUCACACAUCGUAAGAAGGUUGAUGAUUUGGACAAGUAUCGUCCAAGCAACUUCUAUAAAGAUGAUGUUGAUUUUAACCAUCCCGGUUAUGAUAUUGAUGAUUCUCCUUGGGACUCACACUAUCAAAUUGGGCCUGAUACAUACUUGAUGGCCUCCCGUGGACCUUCCUUCAACAGUCGAGUUCGUGAUUACCGACGAAACCUUUGGGGAGAUGGAGCUCCUCUUGUUCGUCAAGGAAUUCUCGGAGUUCGCAAUGGUGAAGUUACUGUCAAGGAGCGAAGAAGAUUCACUGAUAUUUUACGUGAACAUUCUCAUAACCUCGAACCAAAAUCAAAUGAGAGAGCAACUUCUCUCCAAAAAGCUCCUUCUGCAACCAACGCCAUUGACCGUAUUAGAACAGAUAUUCAGAAAGUGGCCCCGUCUGCUACUAGACGAAAUGCUGAUGGAACUUAUGCUCCUAUAUUCAUCACUCGUAUGCGCGAUGCUUAUUUGGGAGAAAGAUCUGCUGUAUUUGAGUGCUCCGUAACUGGAAGCCCUGCUCCUACAGUAGAGUGGACUUUCCAUAAUCAAGUUUUGACAAAUGAUGACAAACGAACAAUCGAACAGAAUGGAAACAUUCAUCGAUUGAUCAUUCACAAGCCAUUGCCAUUUGAUUUGGGAGAAUAUUUAUGCACUGCCACUAAUGAGUUCGGCAGCGACAAAACAACAAGUCGCCUUAUUAGCGGAGAAGCACCUUCUCGUCCUGGACGACCUGAUGCUGAGUUAUCUUCCGAUACUGAAAUAUUCUUAACAUGGGAAGCUCCUGAAGGUCAUACAUAUUUGGAAGGUAUCACAUACCGCUUGGAAUACCGACCUGCCGGCCCUGAUGAUGUUGGUGCAGCAUGGAUUGUCAUCAGUGAAAACGUGGAUGAUGAAGCUGUUGUUGUCAAACAUCUUCAACCAUUUGGAAUAUAUCAAUUCCGAGUCACAGCAAGAAAUGGAUUUGGUCUAGGAUUGCCUUCUCUUUCCAGCAGAAUCAUCCAAACACAUGGAAAAGGAGCAGCUAAGCUUCAAAUCGAAAUUUUGAAGUCGUAUGUACGGUUGAACGUGGUAUCAUUACCACAGAAAUCAGCCAAUCAGUUGAAUGAAAUUUCUGAAGAAAGUGAAUCGGAAGAUAAGACUCUCCAAGAACAAAUUACCAAAGAAAACAUUGAACUUCAAACCGACAAUGUUCUCUCUAGGUUCCAGAUUGAUGCUCUGAUCUACAAGGGACGAUUCGCUGUUGUCCGGAAAGCAGUUGAUAACUCACAAGAAGGUUCAGCUCAUUGUAUUGCUAAGAUCCGUGAUAUCAAUGAGGAGAGUGUUCUUCGCGAAUAUGAAAUUCUUAAAGAUGCUCAGCAUGAGAAUGUUCAACGUUUGAUUGCUGCAUACAACAGAGAAGGAUUCUUAUAUCUCUUCUGUGAGCAACUUUAUGAAAACGUCUUCUCACGAUUUGUUUUUAAUGAUUAUUAUACUGAAGAACAAGUAUGUCUGACAAUCCGUCAAGUAGCUUCUGCCCUUCAUUGGUUACAUUUCCGAGGAAUUGCCCAUUUGGAUAUCAAUCCACAUAACGUUAUGUUCCAAUCAAAACGAAAUUGGAUUGUUAAGCUUGUUGAUUUCGGAAGUGCACAGAAGCUUUCGACUGCUGUGAAGCCUAAGGAAUUCAAUGUCUUAUGGGCUGCUCCCGAAUUCCAUAUCGAUGAUGUUCCUGUAACAGUUCAAUCUGAUGUAUGGGGAAUGGGUGUGAUCACAUUCUGCUUACUUGGCGGUUUCCAUCCUUUCACUUCCGAAUAUGAUGAGAUCACAGAAGUUAAACACAAUGUGUUGAAUGUGAAGUGCGAUCCAAAUUUGAUACCUGUUAAUGCCAGUCAAGAAUCUCUCAGUUUUGCCACCUGGGCCCUGAAAAAGAGUCCAAUGAGACGUAUGCGAACUGAUGAAGCUUUAUCUCAUCGAUUCUUAUCAUCUGAUCCAUCGAUGGUCCGAAGACGAGAAGCUGUCAAAUAUUCUGCUUCUCGAUUACGUAAAACUCUUUUCUUGACAAAGCAAGAGCAACAAAGGCCGACGAGUGACUCGUUGGAAAACAAAUUUGGAGGACCUGUUAUCCAAUAA